Cannabis sativa is the source of this 2071-nucleotide messenger RNA. Its product is annotated as eukaryotic translation initiation factor 3 subunit H. The transcript is spliced from 11 exons. The coding region runs from base 712 to 1740 and encodes 342 amino acids. Gene Ontology annotation, cellular component: eukaryotic translation initiation factor 3 complex; cytosol; cytoplasm. Gene Ontology annotation, molecular function: metallopeptidase activity; protein binding; translation initiation factor activity. Lineage: Eukaryota; Viridiplantae; Streptophyta; Magnoliopsida; Rosales; Cannabaceae. The record is from RefSeq and is a predicted model, not a curated record.
GAAUACAAGCAACAAGUCAUCAUCGGUUUCAGAGAUGCACAGAUGAGCAUUAAAACUACCAUUUCUCCAUCAAUCUAAUAAAAAAAUAUUACAACUUCUUAAGUUUCCCCUAAAAUAAAAUAGACCCCGAGGUAGAAUUUCAAAAUUAAAAUCCAAAAUCAAAUGAAAGAAAAAACAUAUAAUAAGAAAACAAAAAUGUAGGCAUUAUAGCGAGCCAAGAGCUGAUUGAAACAAAGCACUGGCUUUCUGAAACACCAUCGUUUGUUAUCAGAUCCUCUUCUCUCUCUUUUCCAUUUGAAAUGGAAAUAAGAUUUAGACACAACCGCUGUGUUCAUAGACUCGUUAAUCUCACACAGCAGUUUGCGUCUAAGAGAACCUCUUUUAGGGUUUUCGAUUAGUUUUGCUUCUGUAUUUAUACAAACCAUGAUCUGGUAAUUUACACUCAUACCCCUAAAUGUUUCAUUAAUUAUGUUUACACGCCUACAGUUUUUGGGCCCAGGAUGCCUUAAUGGGCUUCAUGUAGAAUCCAAGCCCAAUACGGAUUGUUGUGCGUUCCGACGAGCGUAGAGAGAUUCAAAACUAAUUAGGGUUUUAUUAUUUUUCUGCAGAGAGAGGAAGAAACUUUUGCUGCUCCUACUCGCUCGCUCGCGCUGUUGCUUUCUCUUUCUCUCUCUGCGAUUAUUAUCUCUUGAGCUUUGGAAGCGUGCGAUAAUGGCGGCGAACAUGGCGAGGUCGUUCCUUCAAGUGGCAGCAACGGAAGAAGUUGCCUCUCCACUCAGAGUUGUACAGAUCGAAGGAUUGGCUAUAUUAAAGAUAAUCAAGCAUUGCAAGGAGUUUUCACCAGCUCUAGUCACAGGCCAACUUCUUGGAUUGGAUGUUGGCAGUGUUCUUGAAGUUACUAAUUGCUUCCCUUUUCCGAUAAGAGAAGAGGAUGAGGAGAUUGAAGCAGAAGGUGCUAACUAUCAGCUUGAGAUGAUGAGAUGUUUGAGAGAGGUUAACGUUGACAACAACACUGUUGGAUGGUAUCAGUCAACUCUUUUUGGUUCUUAUCAAACAGUAGAACUAAUUGAGACCUUCAUGAACUACCAGGAAAAUAUUAAGCGGUGUGUUUGCAUAAUUUAUGAUCCAUCAAGGUCAAACCAGGGUGUCUUAGCACUGAAGGCGUUAAAGCUUUCUGAUGCGUUCAUGGAACUUCACCGCAAAAAGAACUUUACAGGAGAGACGUUGAGGGAGAAGAACUUGUCUUGGGUUGAUAUUUUUGAGGAAAUACCUAUUAAAGUCUCAAAUUCUGCCCUUAUAAGUGCCUUUAUGACUGAACUGGAAGCUGAUACCCCUGUUACCCAGUGUGACUAUGAUCGUUUGCAAUUAUCAACUGGUCCAUUUAUGGAGAGGAAUAUGGAAUUUUUGAUUGAAUGCAUGGAUGAUUUGUCAAUGGAGCAGCAAAAGUUCCAAUUCUACUAUCGAAGCUUGUCACGACAGCAAUCCCAACAGCAAGCAUGGCUUCAGAAGAGAAGGGCUGAGAAUGCUGCAAGGAAGGCAUCUGGUGAAGACCCUUUGCCGGAGGAGGAUGCUGCAAAUCCUAUUUUCAAGCCUCUUCCCGAGCCAUCUCGUUUGGAGAGUUUCCUUAUCACAAAUCAAAUAUCAAACUACUGCAACCAGAUUAAUGGGUAUGUUACAGUUUCAUGCAUGAUUAUGUCCUGUUUUUAUUUUUCUUUCUCAAGUAUGAAGAUUUGCGUUUGAUUUUGCUCUGGCUACCAAUUGACAUUGUUGACCUGUAAUUAAUUGAUGACAAAUUCACAUUUUUAUCUUGGGUGAAAUACUUAUCCAGGGUUGCUGGUCAAAGCUUCAACAGAUUGUAUUUGAUGAAGGCAUUGCACGAAGAGUAAUGCAACGGAUUGGUAAAUGCCGUUUUUGGUCGAGAACUGAUCCAACUAGAAAGUCAUAAGUAGAGUUUUUGUUUUCUCUAAUAUCAUGCACCGGUCGGUACUCUGAUAGAAGAUAAUGGUUGCCAUGUAAUUGUUUAUGCUUAUUAUCGGUAUAAUUAUAAUUAUAUUCUGCCCUUUGUCUUAAA